Argiope bruennichi is the source of this 4210-nucleotide messenger RNA. RefSeq names its product G-protein coupled receptor moody-like. NCBI's taxonomy places the organism in Eukaryota, Metazoa, Arthropoda, Arachnida, Araneae, Araneidae. The transcript is spliced from 6 exons. Gene Ontology annotation, molecular function: G protein-coupled receptor activity. Bases 2608 to 3642 code for a protein of 344 amino acids. The record is from RefSeq and is a predicted model, not a curated record. Gene Ontology annotation, biological process: G protein-coupled receptor signaling pathway. Gene Ontology annotation, cellular component: membrane.
AUGGACCCAUCGGGACGGCAUCCUGUCUUCACGCUCGCCGUCCGUCUCUCUCGCUGGUUGUUACGUGACGCGUGAAAGUGUGACGUCACGCACCGUGGCCACCCCCGAGCAGAGAUGAUUCUGCACAAAUUCAAAUCGUGUCAAAAUUGCUCCAGGGUGAAACCUAGCAUCCCAUCUCAUCUCAUCUCUCUCGCGCUUGGAAGACUGCUUCUCUGCAAAACAUCCGAUAUUUUUCCGAGAGUGGAAUAGUUGUUGAGCAAUUGCGCACCCAGUUUUGAUAGCUCAACGCUGUUGUUGGUUGUGGUGUAUAUCGUACUGCAUGUUUCGAAAACUCUCUCAAGACUGGAUUUAUUUUCCCGUAGUUGUUGUUAAACAAUUUUCAGCAGCUGUCAAUCUCAGAAAAGGAUUUGCAAAUUUACAUCGACUAAAUCGACAUUUUUUCUGAAAAAGGGCAUUUAAAUAGUUGUUUGCAGGCUUGUUUUCCUGCAGAAACUACUUAUUUCUGGGGAUCCACUGCCUCUACUGUAUAUUGCUGGUAGUUCGCUUUUGAAAACAAAAGAGAUUGUCGAUAAACAUCUUGAACUUUCAACAGGAAAAUUUUCACUUCUGCUUUUAACAUUUUUCAGCUGAAAAGAAUUGACAAAUUUACAUCAUUCUGGCAAAGAAAUUGAUUUCAUUUUACAAUUUAAGGGAUUUCUUCCCUGAAACUUUAUCUAUCAAGUCGAAUCCACUUUGCUAUUACACUACAAAGCAUAGAUGAUUGGCUGGCGUAUUCUAUUUGCUUUUCAAACGAAAGAAAGAUAAUAUAUAUAUAAAAAUUUCUAACUUGCAAAGUAUUCUUAUUUAUAUUUAGCCUUUCCGGUGAUUAUUUCUAUCUAACUGAAGCUCGAAUAAUUAGAUAAUAUGUAUUUGUAUCAUAAAUUGCUGAAAAAUAAUUUCGUAUAAUUGAGAAUCAAGUUGUUCGAUUGUAUAUAUGUUUAUUUAUCAUUUAGUUGCGUAUGAAAAAUAAUUGUUGCAUUUGCAGCCUACCAAAAUUAGGGAUCAUUGAAAUUCAUAAAUCUAAAUUUGAAUUUGUUUCAUUGUUGAUCUGAAACGAUUAGACUUCCGUGAUUUUAAAUUAUUAAAAAGCUAUAACCUAUUUUCUAAAGAAAACGCUUCAAUCAAAUUACUUGCAUGUAAUACAUCAAUUCAACUGAAGAUUUCUUAUGAGACUAAUGAAGACCUAGGCUGAAUAAUUUCAGAAAUUAGGCUGAAUAUCUCCCCAUUAGAACAUCCAUACCUUUCAUUUAUUACAUACGGAAAAAAGUUUUACAGAUUUUUUUUAUUUUUGCCUUUUUUUAAACAAAAGAAUAAAUGCAAAACUUUCAGCUCCCGAUGUGCUGAUAAUUUAAAAAUUCUUUCAAAUUAAAUUUAAGAUUUUAUUCGUGAUAUUUAUUAAAAUGACUUUUUGCUGAGACUGAAAAAACAGUGUUAUCAGUGAUGAAACAAAAGUUAGCGAAUGAAAAACUCGAUUUAUUUUUAAGCCCUUUGAACCUUUUAAGUGUUGUCAGAUUUCCUUUUCUUCAAUCGUGUAUCUUACGUUUGCCGUAACACGUGCAAGAAAAGAGCGGUGAAGGGAGAAAAAAAAAGCAUAAAGAAGCGAAGUGCAUUCUAACCCGACACUUGUCAAGCAUAGCGAUUGAACGUCACUUUCAUCCUAAUCAUAAGCCGGCUUAAACAUUCACUCGCUUGCUUCGAAAGAGUGUGUGUAGGCUCUUGGACGAGUGCAGCUCAUUCAGAAGGAGAAUGGUUUUCGCGAACGUCACAACUCGGCAGCUGUAUAUUCAGCUGAGGGCACAUAUGACAUGAAAAACGAAAGAAACUCAUUCCUAACGAUUAGAACGAGGUGACCUCGCCAAAUGAAACCCGCAACUACGAAAUGUUUGUAAACAAUCAUCAAAAUACGCUUUUGGAGAAUAAUAAAAAAUAUCAUAUUUCCAAGAUAUAAAACUCUAUCGUAACUUAUUUCUAGAUUUAUUUUUAAAGUGUAAUCGAUCAGUCAGCAAUCAUUAUAAUAAAGACUGCAUCUUCGCAAACAAUAAGUAGAAAAUUUUAAAGAAAGUAGAUAGGAAAGAAGCGAAAGAAAAAAUAUUCAGAACUGUCACGACUUAUAUUCUGUGUGCAAGGCUAGCUUUCACCGUUAUAAUCAGAAGUGAGAAAGAAUAAGAAAGGUCCAAUAACAACGUGAAUAUAGAGAACAAUAAAAACGGAGACGGAAGUUGGAUUGUUAUUAGCUCAAUAAAUAACGAAGCACAACCCGGAUCAUACGCAGCUAAAGAGUUCCAGGAUUUGAAAAGAUGAACCAUUCGUUGUAGACUUCCAUCGUUUCGAAUACAUUGGAUGCUAGACUUGAAAUCAGGAUGCGAUUCACUUUCAGUAAAAUUAUUAGUCUGUUUAAGCCAUCGACCUCGAAUCGAGAAAGCUGUUGCUGAAGGAGGACAAUGUGAUACGACCAGCAAGAAAAACAAUUAAUUGCUUUUCUGCAUAGAACAUUCGUUCAAAAUCCUUGCAUUAAAAUAUUCAACAGUUUUAAUAUCAAGAAAUAAGAGGAGACUUCAGCAUUUUGAGAUGACAUUCCCAGCGGAAAACUGGGCUUCCAUGGACUCAGUGACUACUCUGCCAAGCAUAUUGGAAAGACGUGGUUUGUUGUAUUUCUCGGCAUUUUGUGUCAUCCUCAUCAUCAUCGUCGGUUUGACCGGCAAUGCCUUGACCAUCAUCGCCUUGGUCCGCUGCCCUCGUGUCCGCAGUGCGACUGCAGCCUUCAUCAUCAGCUUGAGUGUUGCCGAUUUCAUCUUCUGUUGCAUCAACCUCCCUUUCUCGGCCUCCAGGUUCAUCAACCAUAAGUGGGUCCAUGGAGAUACCCUGUGCGUCCUCUUCCCUUUCCUCCGGUAUGUGAAUGUAGGUCUCUCCCUCCUCUCCAUCACUGCCAUUGCCAUCAAUCGCUACAUCCUCAUCGUCCACCCAUCGCUCUACGCAAAGGUGUAUCGAAAACGGUAUAUCGCCCUUAUGAUCAUCUUUAUCUGGUGCUUCUCCACAGCUAUGAUCUUGCCGACGCUGUUAGGCAAGUGGGGACGUUUUGGAUACGACGAGGCCAUCCUCAACUGUUCCAUCUUGGAGGUGAAUGGUCGGUCUUCAAAGACAUUCUUAUUCGUCUUUGGAUUCCUAGUACCUUGCAUUGCUAUAGCCAUUUGUUAUGCUCGCAUCUUUUGGGUGGUGCGUAGAAGUCGCACCAGAAUUCAGAAGCAUUCGUCUAGUGAGACCAGUGCACAGCGUAAGGACCGAGAGGCCAAACGCCGUAAGGAGGAAUGGAGGGUCACGAGGAUGGUUCUUAUCAUCUUUUGUUCCUUUCUGCUGUGCUAUCUGCCUAUCACAAUCGUAAAAGUUUCUGAUCAAGACGUGAAACGGCCCGAACUCCACAUUAUGGGGUACUUGCUCAUUUAUCUGAGUGCUUGCAUCAAUCCUGUCAUCUAUGGCAUCACCAACAAGCAGUAUCGACAGGCCUACAAAACGGUGCUUCUAUGUAGGCGGCCGCGUGCUCUCAGCUUCAGUGGAGGUAAUCAGCCCCAGCAACAGCACGACGACUCUACGGGGGAAUCCGAAUGAAGCUGAAACACACAAACUGUGUGCAAUUUUUCAUUUGUGUGUAUGCAUGUUCCCAUGACUACAUAUGCAAGAAAGAGCAGAUGUCUUCGCUGGAAUAUUGAAAUGAUUUAUUCAUUUUUAUUAUUAUUAUUUGUUCCUUUUCCUGUUUUUUAAAUGUUUUAGAGAAGACAUUUAAGUAGUCCUUUAUUAGUUUUCACGUUCAUUAGCUCUUUUACUAUCUUUAUGAAUAUAUUUGGUUAAAACACUUCUACCCAAAUUAGUUCCUUAUUUGUCUUAAUCAUAUUAUUUAUACGUUGCACCGUAUUCUUAAUACAAAUAAAAGUCAUUUAGGCUAUGUUUGUAAAUAUAUUCCGCAUCCCCUCCGAAAUAACAGGACUAUAUUCAAUUAAAAUUUUCACUUACAUAUUUUAGACAAAAGAAAGAAUACAGUCAACUUCCAGCAAUUCAAAAAUUAAUUACUAUUCAAUUAAUUACAAAUUAAACAAAAUUUCGCUUUCUUUCACAGUAACUCCAGAAGAAAUUAUUCUAGAUGAAAUACUUUUGCACCACCUUAAAAUUCAAAAUUUUA